Messenger RNA from Anopheles maculipalpis, 294 nucleotides. It is a transcript of the gene Ccdc56, whose product is annotated as cytochrome c oxidase assembly factor 3, mitochondrial. The record is from RefSeq and is a predicted model, not a curated record. The coding region runs from base 10 to 291 and encodes 93 amino acids. Gene Ontology annotation, biological process: mitochondrial respiratory chain complex IV assembly. The transcript has a single exon. Gene Ontology annotation, cellular component: mitochondrial inner membrane. NCBI's taxonomy places the organism in Eukaryota, Metazoa, Arthropoda, Insecta, Diptera, Culicidae.
CUGCAGAAAAUGUCCUCCAGCGAAGCACCAAAAAGUGGAUUCAAAAUCGAAGGCGCCGGGCGCCAGCUGAAGAAGACGGAGGUGGACUUUAUGCGGCUGAUCGAACAGCAGAAUCUGCAGCGUGUUCAGAAGUUACAGCGCCAGCGACGUAACAACAAGCUUACCGGCAUCGUGCUUGGAGGAACGGUGCUCAGCAUCUACCUUUACUCGAUGUUUUCCGUGAAGCAGGAGAAAUUUUUGGACGAUUUUGAAGAACCUGUUAAGCUAGAGGUGGAAAACAAGGCACUGUAAAGC